Anopheles coustani is the source of this 5969-nucleotide messenger RNA. RefSeq lists its product as uncharacterized. NCBI's taxonomy places the organism in Eukaryota, Metazoa, Arthropoda, Insecta, Diptera, Culicidae. The coding region runs from base 1319 to 5773 and encodes 1484 amino acids. Gene Ontology annotation, biological process: regulation of transcription by RNA polymerase II. The record is from RefSeq and is a predicted model, not a curated record. The transcript is spliced from 6 exons. Gene Ontology annotation, molecular function: RNA polymerase II cis-regulatory region sequence-specific DNA binding; DNA-binding transcription factor activity, RNA polymerase II-specific.
AUCACUCUCGUUCCUCUGUCCAUUUCGGUUUUCAUUUAGUAGUACUGCUAAUAUCUUCCGCGCUGCUCCUGCUCGGUCCAGUCGAUGGUGUGCCGCAGAGACCGUCUCUCUUCUUUGUCGUUCCGCUGCCAGCUCGAGGUAGCAAGGCCACUAAACCCGACGGAAUGUCCCACCAGCUGGCCAUGCCGUGUGUGUAGCUUUUGCCGUGAUCUUAAGAAAAAAAGUCAUUGCGUGCAUUCCCUGUAAAACCGUGUGCACCGAGAAGUUACCUCCAGCAGUGACAAGUUCGACGAUUGUGUCAAAGUGUCUACCUUCCGCUCUGCUCCAUCCGGAAGGCGAAGGAUGUUGAAAAUGUUUUCCAGUGCCUUCUAACGCACAGGCAUACACACGCACACCGACCCCAUCAGCCUGGUGUGGCGUUAUCGCCCGUCGUCAAUCGGCUUUAUCCGUUUCGGCAGCCCUACUUACUACUACCACCGCGAAGCCACCGCCAUCGAAUGCAAAUCGUCCACAGAAAAUCUCGCAACCACCAGUGGUCCAUCGACAUACGGCGACGCGGUUUGACGCGAUCUUGAGCACGGUGCCAUAUCGGUGACUUAGUGAGUGUCGGAGGCAAAUUCGCCAUUUACAUCUCGCCCGGAUGUGGCGCUAGUAGUGGCCAACGUCUCACUAAGAUUUACCAAGUUUUCGUGGCUACUACCACCUCCAAAAGGAAAGCAAAACAAACCAAACCAAGUGCAGCAUACCCUCCGUUACAGCAAGAUGUAAUUUUCCAGUUUGAAGCUCAGUCAUUUUUCCUCCCUGGCGUUCGGUGGAACAAGUGGAAAUGUGUUGGCGAAUGUGCGCGGCGCCUGUGAUUAAAGUGAUGUGAAAAGAAAAAGAAAAAAUAGCAAUAGUUUCUUACGUCUCUCUGCUGCCCAUUGUGUGAAAAGAAGAAAAAAGGGCAGCAGUAAGAAAAAAAGCUUCAACUUUCGGGUUCAUUUGCUUUUCCUUUGUAGUUUAUUUUAUGUUCGCCCAUUCGCUCCACUCCAUCCUUGGGCUUUCUGCAAUCUGUGCGUGUGUGUGUGUGUGAUUUUUUUUAAAUCAAGUUUCAUGUUUAUCGCCGUCCUCCCACCCAAUCGCUCCACAGCCUCCGUUGCUGCGGCAAAAUCUACUUCCAAUGAUCGAUGCAGUUCGCGGGAGCUGAAGGUGCGAACGAAGAGAAACUACUGAAGUUAAAAUAGAUAGUUCGGCGGUACAGGAAGGUUUUUGUCUGUGUGUGUGCUUCUCAUUUCUCGGCGGUGUUCUCAAACCCCCCAAAUCGUUGCGCCCAAGGGAAAUGUCUCAGGCCAACUCUUUUCAACCGUGGAAACAGUCUCUUCCAGUCGGGCUACCUUCGAACCUUACCUCCGCCAUCUUCGGAGGUAGCGCCGGUGCUGCGGCAGCAGUAGGCUAUGGAAAAGUACCAGCAGCCGUCCCGUCACCGCAGCAACCCGUCCCAUCGCCAUCGUCGUCCUCGUCUUCGUCGUCAUCAUCUUCGUCGUCGUCCUCGUCGUGCACCGUGUCGUCCUCCGUCAGCACCGCGAACAUUGUCCUACCGGGCGGAACGUUUCCGCUGCACCACCAAUCCAUGCUUACUACAACGUCCGCUUCCGGCGGUGCGGUAUCUUCCACCUCUUCCUCAAUCCCUGCUGCCGUUCUGAAUCCGGUGGGCGGUGCAGGUGGAGAUUAUCUCACUCAAAUGGCCAUCAACAAGUUGAAGCUGGGAAAGCUUAGUGCAAGCUACGAGUUGACGGCCACCAACGGAGGAGCGGUGGCCCAGACACCGCAUCAACCCGGGGCAGUCGUGGGUGGGAUGGGUAUAGACGAGCCACACCAGGAUGCCGAUAUCGAACGCGAUCCGGGUGUUGCCGCCAUGCGGGCGAUGCUGGCAGCCAACCCGGACCACUACAGCCCCCACGGUCCACUCGGAGGAGACAAAGAGCGCGAGCAACAGAUUCAAGAAAUGUUUGAAAACUCCGUCAGCGACAACACCAAGAAGCAAAUUGUGGAUAUUCUGGAAAAAAUUUCCAGCCUGCGACCACCCGAACGGUUGCUGUUGUACCUUCGCAUGCCCGGUGGAUAUCCUGAAACAGAUCCUUUGCGUCAGUCUCAGAAUCCGCUCGGAACACGACUCGAGAUCAAUCAUACGAUCAACUGGGUUCGAUCGCAUCUGGAGCACGACCCAAAUGUGUCAAUUCCGAAGCAAGAAGUCUACGACGAUUAUGUCGCCUACUGUGCUAGGAUCAACAUCAAGCCACUGUCGACGGCCGACUUUGGCAAGGUUAUGAAGCAGGUAUUUCCCGGCAUUCGUCCCCGGCGGCUGGGCACGAGAGGACAUUCCAGAUACUGCUACGCGGCCAUGCGCAAGGCAACGAAGCUGCCCACCCCAAAGCUUCCCGAUCUCAGUAAUGCGGGUGGCACGGGUGAGAAGCAGUGCGUCAACGAGGAACAAAGUUUCGGUGAUGAAGAAUCGUGGAAAGUGAUCAAGGUGUGGGCCGAAGCGAUGCUACCGGCCUGCUUCGGAUCGAUCAACGAGCUGGCCGGGUUUAUCGCGAAGAACAACCUGAACACACCGACCGGGAUCGCAAGCCGGCAGCAGCUGCACAAGAAGAUCCUUCAGCGUGAGAUGAAAGAAAAGCGUAAAAUGUCGGCGGUAGCGAUGAAGAAGCGGCGCAAGAAGCGAAGGAAGACACUCUCGAGCAGCGUUUGUGAUGCACCGGAACCACCACCAACACGUACAACGAGCACCCCUGACGACGGCGGUGGUGAGCCGAACGGCCAACCGAACGGUGCCGCAGGGCCAUUCGGCGCGAUCGAGGCUCAGCAAAGAACCGUAAGUACAAAGCUAGCGUCUGGCGUCGGUCCGCAGACGGUAGCGCCGACACCAAACAGUGCGCAUAGUGCGGGACUGCACAGUCAGCAGCUGCUGCUGCAGCAGCACAUGAUCAAACGGGAGCAGCAGGACUAUCUCGACGAGGACAACAAUAAUACGCCCGUCGCGAUGUCGACUGCCGGUGGCGCUGGUGGUAAGCUGAUGAUGUUGCAGCAAGGAGGACGUCAGCCGCAUCAGCAGCAGCCUAGUACAAAUCUGAACUGUGAUACUAGUGACGGUGUCUUGGAAUCGAUGAAGAAGGAUCUCUUGAUUACGUCAGCGAACAGUGCCCUCCUUCAGUCACCGUCACCAUCGAUGACCGGUCCGUCGGUCAUUGCGUACGCGAAUCACCCACCGCAAAUGCAGCAACAGCACCUGCAGCAGCAGCAUCAGCAGCAACUGAUGCACCAACGGCUCAUGGAGGGAGGUAUGCGCAGUCCGCAGGACCUGCUACCGUCGAACUUUAACUGCAAAAAGGUGCGUCAAGCGCAGCACCUGAAGGCCGUCCAACAGCAGCAGCAGCAGCGUCAUCAUCUGGAGCAUCAGCGGCAGCAUCCAGCGCUGAUGCACAAUCAACCACCGCUGUUCUUCCCCAAUCGACCCUCCAGUGGACAGAAACGUCCGCUGAACCAAAACAAUUCGUUCGCCGGGCGACAAAAGCGUCUGAAGCUGCUCCAGCAGCGCCAGCAGCAGUCACUCGAAGCACAGAACAACAGUGCGCCACGGUACGAUGAGCAGGGCAACCUGAUACUGAUCGAAUCGCAGGAUCCGAACCGGGACGAGUUUAUCAUACCGCGCGAACGGGUCAUCAGUAUUUGCAACAUGGACAAAAAUGCGCUCGACGGGUACCUAAACGACGAGGAGAAUUCGCAGGAUCAGGACCAGGAGUUGCUGAAAUACUUCCCGGAGGAUGACGGCGGUCACCAGCAGCCGGGUGGUGGGGCAAUGCAACAACUACAGCACCAAUUGCAACAACAACAGCAGCAACAGCACCAACAGCAACAGCAGCAACAACAACAGCAGCAGCAAAUGGAGUCUAUGGAUGGACGGGGAAGUGCGUCGAUGGAACACGACAGCUCGUCCACUGGCGGUUACGGUGCUUCCGGACUGUUUGACGAAAGUGAGAAGCUCUUCCAGAUACGGAUGAUUCUAGAGAAGAACCAGAAUAGCCAAAACCAGAAUGCGCAACAGAUGGCUGGCCCGAGCGCGUACGAGGCCAACAUGAACCAGAACCAGCAGGCAGGUGUAGGCCUGGCGCCCGGUUCGGCCGCGGCUUCAUUGGCGAUGCUCUCCCAGCGCCACAACACUCACACAACCGGGCCGACGGGAGAAGCCGUCAACGCGACCGGUUCCAACGCGCUGGGCAUCACCGGAACCGAUCAUCAAAAGACAAAGUUUGUCGGAAGCAUCGAGGGGACAGGAGGAGGAAACUACUCUAUGGGACAGCUGAAUGGGAUGGCAUUUAGCCAAGCGUUGCAAAGUCCAACGGUUCGGCGCAAAAAUUUAAACUUCGUUCCCAUAACGGAGGUGAGUACGAGAAUGGGACCGGGUGGCAAGCAACAACAACAGCAGCAACAGCAGUCUUCUAAUAGCAACAUUAAUCACACACCAACCGCAAGCCCCUUCGUGAGCCCGCGCAGUACCCCGAUCCACCGAAAGGCCAAUAAACUAUCGAACGGGUUGACACUGAAUCUUCAGCAACAUCAACAGCAACACUUUCAGCAGCAACUUCAACUGGCCGGUUCUUAUCAACAGCAGCAUCAGACACGCGGCUCGAUGGGUGGAGGGUACAUUAAAAACGAACUACCCGCGUCUGCCCCACCGAGUCCCUCGAUCAUUCAGCCGUACCGCUUUGGUGCCGGAAUUAAUGGGCUAAACUGUACCCUCCUCUCCUCAACGCCGAGCUCGUUCCAGCCGAUUUGUGCACCACACGGAAACCAACAUUCCGCUGGAGCAUUGUCCGGUGGUGGCGUUGGCGGAGGACCGAAUGGGCUGCUAUCCUCACUCGAAUCCCGCUCGAGCAGCGUCCCGCUGAUUCCCAACUACGAUGGUUACUGCAAUUCCAACUACACUUCCGUCUCCCAAACUCCGGUCCCCUCGGAAUUCGACGACUUUACCGACACCGGCCACAUCUUCGACAUGCUGAACGACCAAUCGUCCCAGCUGAACUCGUCGAUAAAGAUCGAGGAAGCGGAACUGUCCCUUCCGGAGCUGCUCGAACAGCACCAGCAGCAACAGCAGCAACAGCAACAACAGCAGCAGCAGCAGCAACAUCAGGAUGGUGGGUUUUUCCCUCGGGCAGCCAACUACAACAUCAUUUCCCGAUCGGUUCCAUCCACCCCAGUACCACACCACAUUGGUGUGGGUUUCGGUGGGAACUUUUCCACCACUUCUGCCACGGCCAGCUGCAUCGAAACCAACUCGAUUGGUACUGUAUCGUCGAGCGGAGGGCUGGGAAAGUCGAUGUUCGAGCUGCCCAAGUCGGUCCCUUCGACGCCGAUCGCUCUGAAUGAUGGCUGCCACGAGCAACUGUUCCAGUACAGUCCGGAGACAUCGCGCGACUUUCUGAUCAAUGGAAACUCGGUCGAUCGCAGCAAGUCCUCGUCGGGUUCGUUCUACUCGGGAGGCCCCGGCGGAUCGAACGUUUCCGGCGCUCCCGGCCAAACCGAUGGAACCGAUGCGAACGGAACCGUGACGGGGGGAGAGCAGCAUCAUCAUCACGUUGGUGUUGGCGCGGAGUUGCAUUCGGCCACCGAUGAUCCGAUCGCACCACCGACAGCCGCAAUUCCGAACCUUACCGACGGCAUCGAGGGACUCGCCAACGAUCUGGACAGUGUGACCGAUUCGAUGAUCGAUUCCGAGCUCCUGCAGAACCUGUAGAGUCGUCAUGAGCCCCAAAACAUGCCCGCCGGACGGGAUCAUCGGGCGUCAUCGUCGUCGUAUCUGGUGGAAGCGGCGUGGCGCUACAUUGUAGCCACAUUGUGUAUCGGGUAGUUUUAUUUGUUUGGUAAUUUAUUCACCACGUGCCAUCAACUGCGGUUCAGAUUGUUUGUACGUUUGUAUAUAAGCGCGAGUG